Bemisia tabaci is the source of this 4855-nucleotide messenger RNA. RefSeq lists its product as uncharacterized. Lineage: Eukaryota; Metazoa; Arthropoda; Insecta; Hemiptera; Aleyrodidae. The record is from RefSeq and is a predicted model, not a curated record.
AUGAUGACAAGGCCACAAAGAAGCUAAAGUUCGCCCCUGACUCGUGUCAAUUUGACGACCAGACAAUAAUUUAUUAGGCUCUCUUUUUUUUACCAGUGAGUGGUGUUCCCAAGUGGUAGAAUUUUAGUGCAAGCCUCCAUUUUUAUCGGUAAAAUGAAUACUAGGUGCGACUAGUUUUAGGCCGGACAAGUUUUGUCGACGGGAGUUUACCGCAAUGGACACGUUUUUAGUAAUUGCAACUUGCUUGGCACUUUUGUGCACAGCGAAUGAGGUGAAUGCAGAAACAGACAUCUCAAAAACUGAUUCAGCAAAAAACGCUUCGAGCUUAGUAAGCUCGGAGGCGGAGGCGGAAGCUGUGCUGGAUCUUCUGAACGAUGGGGAGGCGAAGCUGGAAAGAGGAUAUCAUGAAAAGGCGGUGCUGGUGCUCGGGAACACAGGCUCAGGGAAGAGCACACUGACCCAGUUCCUGAGCGGGAACGAUCUGAACCUGACCUCGUUCGAGACCGAGGAGGGCUUGGGCGACUUCAUAAUCCAGGACACCUCCGGAAGGAUCAGCAACGGAUCGGCCACCAUGUCAUGGACCAUCUUCCCGGAGGCGAUGCUGGACAGUAAGUCCGGAACGGUCUUCUUCGACUGUCCCGGGUUCAGCGAUACGCGGAGCGCGGCCCACGACAUCGCGGCCACCUAUUUCACGAUGAAGACGAUCGAGAACAUCGGGAGAGUCAAACUCCUCUUCACCGUGGCCUACUCUUCGGUCAGGGUCGGGCAGGACAGACACGACUUCAUGGAGCUCGCCGAACACAUCGUCACCAUGGUCAAGAAUCUCGACAAGUUUCAGGACAGCAUCGCGCUUGUUGUCACCAAAGUGGAAAAUCUUCAAUCAGGAGGGGGAAUCGUGCCCGACGAGAAAAUUAUCCGCUCCGUCGCUGGGUUUUUAAGGAGGGCGAGGGUUGAAACUCAGCAAAAAAUUGAGAGCACAAGUAUGUCAGCCGAUAGGAAACAGCUGCUCAUGGCCGUUACUAAAUUCAUCGAAAUCCUGCUGCAGACAGAGGGCGAGACUUAUUUGAGAUUGGGUGUGUUCAGGAAACCCGACGAAGCUGGUCCUCUUCGAUUGGUCAACUCACUGAAAGAUAGCAAGGAGCCCCUGGAAAGAAUUAUUCACCGAAAUAUUCGAUUUACCGCUCACCAAGUGAAAGAUUUCGGCUAUACGAUUUCCUCCAGCUCCCAGACUAUCGUACAUGAUUUGGUUGAAACGUUAAAAGACAACAUGGCCUCCGACGUUACACAACUAAAACGGGAGGUAGAAGAAAUAUUCUUGUCUCGUGAAGAGAUAUCAAGCGAUGUUCAAGUUUCGAGGGACAUAUUUCAGCAGGCGCAUAAAGUACUUUCCGGGACGUUUCAACAGAUAACGACACCUGAUGAUUUUGUCAAGCGUCUCAUUAGUAACACGAGAACUCUGAACAUUACUUUGUCGCAAGGCCCACUUGCAGGUGUUGAAAAACAGAGUCGUUACUUAGAAUUCUUCUCGAAUUUUGGUGCGCGAGAUAUUCUACCCCUCGAGUAUGCUCAGGACUUCCCGAAGUUGCUGGAAUAUUUGAGCUCAACUGCAAAUUAUUACAAAGUGCUAGUGUAUCUGUCCAAUGCUUUGACGAAUUGUGAUUUAGCGAUCAAGGAUGGCAUUGAGAAAAACGUUUCUUUCGCAAAAAUUCCUUACGACCAAUCAGAUUCCUCGAGAAAAAGACGACAACUGGCUGUAGAGCUUACAUUCGCGAGUAUGUUGCUGCCGCAAAAAGAUAGACACAUCCUCGACAGUGAGUACUCGAAAAUCAGAGACAUAGAAUUCAACGAGCCGAAAUUGAAGAGACUGGAGCAAAUCUGGAACAGGGUGGCUCUGACCAAAAUGAACGUCUACUGUCACAAAAAUGAUGGAAGGUUAACGGUGCGGAGCGUUUGUUUGCGACUGAGCAAGUUUGUCGAUUCCCUCGACAGUCUCUGCCCGGGAGCGAAAGUCAUCGAGAUUUUUGCGUUGGAUAAAGUUUUCAUCGAUUCCGACUUGAAGCUAACCGGAAGAGAGGCUCAGGUCUCGAUCAUAGCGCCUGCGUGGGAGGUUGAGGGGGUCCGAGAAAUCGUCCUGAACGGCCUCCCAGGUAAUAAGACGUACACGCAGCAAAAACGGGGAAGUGUCAGAGGUUGGUCCUUCGGAUCCCGUGCAGUUUCCGUCCUGAUAGGAGAAGAUGGCGCGGAUGGGCCGGAUGGAUCUUCCGCUGGGAGUCUCCUCGGCAUCGCAGACAGAAUUAUCAACGGCAAGUUGCUACACAUUUUCUCGAUAGGGGGGCAGGGUGGGCCCGGGCAAGAUGGCGGCGACGGCGGACCGGGCGCAGAUGGAACCAUCCCGGAAUGGGGUACAACCUACGGGAAUCUGAUAGAAGACUCUCACUGCACAGAUGACACCGGGUUUUGGAAUAGCGUUGGCGCCAAAGAUUACGAUGAUAUAUGCACCGUCACCGGUCACAAGUGCAGGGAUGGCGGUGACGGCGGGAGUGGCGGAGCGGGGGGGAGGGGCGGGGAAUCAGGUCAAGUUCUUCUCAUCGGGGACGGCCAGGAUAUGAUCAGCCGUCGCGUCCGCAAUGGAGAAUCCGGGCGCCCGGGCACCCCCGGGCGUGGAGGGCCAGCCGGGUCGCCGGGACGCACAAGGAGGUUCCGGAAGUAUCGCUGGAUUCUUGGGACACGACAGAAACUCGAGACGAGAGGCGAGUGGUACCUCCAGCGUUGCUCCGCCGGAAAGGACGGUUCCCAGCGUCUGAAGCCUUCGCUUUCUCCUCAAAGUGGGAGGAAGCUCCCGUCCAGUGCAACUAUCGACAGCUACAAAAGUUUCGUGCGAGAAAAUCCCACCCUCAUAUCCGCCAGUCUGAGUCAAUUCCUGAAAAACACUUUGGAGAGCCACAAGGCAGUUAAGGAUCUUUAUGCUCCUCCUUGAGGAUCUACAGCCCGGCACAUUCUUAUUAUUACAAAUUCAGCACUAUACCUGUACAAUUAAUUACAUACCUCAAUACUAGUUAACUAUGUUAUAAUGUAAAUACUCUGUACAGGAAGAUACAAAAAGAACAAAGAUCAGUCAGGGAAAAGGUCAGUUAGAACAAAGAUUUACCACGAGAAAAUUUGAAUUUCAACUUGAUAUCGUCCGGCCUGAGUCGAUUCCUGAGAUACACUUUGGAGAGCCACGAGGCAGGCACGGGUCUUUACGCUUUUUGUUACGGAUCCACAGCCGAAACAUUAAAGGCGUAAUUCCCUUUUUUUACUAUGUAUUCAGCACAUCUUUUUAUAAAAAAAUAGUACUAUUUACCCGUACACUUAAAUACAUACUUUAAAAUCUACUUGAUGAGAUUAUAGGAUCCUUACUCCGAGCAAUAUUAUAAACUUAAGGUCAGUUAGACCAAAAUACAUCAAGAACAAAAGUCAGUCUUGCUAAAAAUGGUGAGUACAAAUGAGUAGAAAAUCAAAGUCAUAUGAAUAGAAUUUCAACUUAUAUGAAUAGAAUUUGAUUCAUAUGAGCAGAAAUUCUCUAUCCAGUUUUCGCCAACUUCUAUGACUAAAGAUUCCAACUCAUAUUUAUGACCAGAGAUUCCAACUCAUAUACAUACAUAUAUUACCAGAGAUUUCAAUUCAUAUGAGUUUAGCGUUGAAUCUACCGUGUCCGAUAUCUCAGAAACUAGUCAUCGCAUAAAAAAAAAAUCACUAGAAUGAAAUGUUUUUAUUUUUCAAAUUUACAAACUAUGUCUGUGCCUCCUGGUCGGAAACAGCACUUCUGAAAAAUGAAAAAAAUUGAAUUCGUAUGAGUAGUUUUCUACUCUUAUAUGAGUAGAAUAUUCUAGUGAUAUGAGUAGAAUUUCUUCUCAUAUGAGUAGGAUUUCUACUCAUAUAAGCAGGAAGUUCUAUUCGUGUGAGUUGGCGAAUUGGGAAUAGCCUACUCGUCAUUUUUAGCAGGGAGUCAGGAAAUAAGGCAGUUGGAACAAAGAUAUACCGCGAACAAAUUUAAACUUCAGCUUGACAUCGACUACAUAGCCGGAGCCGAUUCCUGGGAAACACUUUGAAGAGCCACAAGGCAGUUAAGGAUCUUUAAGCUUUUCUUUACGGAUCUACAGCCAAAGCACUAAAGCUGUAAAAGCCAAAAUCAAUUUAUAUUUCCCACGGACGAUAUGAUUGUAAUACACGACUUUAAAUUGUACAGCGAGAAAACCAUCAUUUCAAUUGUUGAACUUUCGUAGGUACUUUUUUAUGAAUUCAUUCUUGUCAUCUUAAGUAGAACCAUUCUCCGAAACUUUUUUUGUGUGAUUUUUUGCUGCCUUUGGUUCGGACAAAUUUAUCAAGAGCAAACAAUUUUAAAAAACGCUGAUUUCAGUUUUUUCCCCCGUCAAAAACCUGCCUGCUUAUUUUAUUUCAUUACCUCUAAGACUUAUUUACACCUCAUUGAGUACGAGCCCAAGUCAGCUCCGUGAAUUUAAUGCAAUUUAUCUAUUUUAGCAUUACCAUGUAAUGCUCAUUCAAUCGUUCUGAUAAUAUUGUUUGUGAUGCCGACUUUCGUUUUGAGAAUUCUUUUCAAUUUUAUUUUUAUAUUCCUUUUGACAACGAGGGCGAAGCUCCGAUCCUUCGUUCGACAUUUUUAUGAGAGGAGCAUGGAGGACAAGGCGCAUAAGUGCAGUUUUUUGCUAUUUUAAGGAAUGUGUUCAAAGUUUCGAAAUUACAUGGAGCUUUAUGGCAGAAAGGAAGUUUAUACUCACUUUUUGAUACGUACUUUAAAGUUGGAUUUUAUUUUUGAAUUUUUCAUAGAAUAUACUCUCAAACUAGUUUUGGUUGA